UGGGUGUACUGCCCGUUAGAAUACUUUUAAAAGAAAUUCAAACACAGGGCAUAAGAAAAUCAGACAAAAAUGGUUAAAGAAAACCUAGUCAACCGCUCUCAUAUGAACUAACAAUGGCUUUCUACGUUCAAAAUAUAAGCAGGCUGUUAUCACCAAGAACCCAAACCAAACAAUCACUUCAACUUCAGAUUUUGAACAUCACCUCCUCAUCGUCACCUUACCUUUCGAAGCUUUUCCACAAGCAUUUCGCCGCCAGUAAUUCACUAAAUGAUACUAUAGCAAAGCUCUCGGUAGAGAGUCCCGGCAAUGAUAUAUACGAGCACCCAAUAGAUCUAGAAGAAGAUAAAAACAGGUUAUGUAUAACAUAUCGAAUGACGGAUAUAUCAAAAAAGGACGUGAAGUUAUAUUUGGAUAAGAAUGAGAAUGGCCUUCAUAUCCAAGUAGACAAACCUGUCGAUCGGCAUUGCAGCGUGAAUUCUGCAAAGGUUGUUAAUUUGAUUCCUAGUGUUUAUAAGACUGACCAGAUCAAGGCUAAGAUGAAUUGUGGAGAUCUCAAAAUUUUCAUACCUAAGAUCAACGGCGAGGAGAAGCUUGAGGAGAAGCCUGGUGUAGUUCCAGUGUCUAUUGAUUAAUAGUCAACUUAGGACUAGUUCGGUUGAUUUUUCCGAUUUGAUUUGUACCGAAAUUGAACUUUUUUUUUGCACUCAAAACCAAACCAAACCAAACUGCAAAUCUGAAUUUGUUUGUAAUAUCAAACCAAACCAAAACAAAACAAAUUUUUC
Messenger RNA from Mercurialis annua (annual mercury), 782 nucleotides. RefSeq names its product 23.5 kDa heat shock protein, mitochondrial-like. The coding region runs from base 114 to 632 and encodes 172 amino acids. The record is from RefSeq and is a predicted model, not a curated record. The transcript has 2 exons. NCBI's taxonomy places the organism in Eukaryota, Viridiplantae, Streptophyta, Magnoliopsida, Malpighiales, Euphorbiaceae.